AUGCUGCCUAUCGUUACACUCGUAUUAUUUUUGGUAAUAUUGAUAUCAGCAGCCCCGAAGGAAAUCUCUUCUAGGCAGGGAAAUUUCUCAUGGGGAUCAGAAAGAGUACGUGGCCUUAACAUCGGUGGUUGGCUUGUCCUUGAACCCUGGAUUACCCCCUCAAUUUUUGAUAACCUCGAUCAAUCUCUCGGUAUUAAAGACGAAUUUACCCUCGGCCAAAAAUUAAAAAGCUCUACAGCUCAUGAAAUCCUGAAGCGUCAUUGGGAUAGCUGGGUAACAUUUCAAGACUUUCAGAGAAUUUCAGAUGUAGGCUUUAAUACUGUUCGCAUUCCUAUCGGCUACUGGGCAUACAUGACAUUAGAGGAAGAGCCAUAUAUUCAAGGAGCUGCUCCCUAUCUCGAUUCAGCAAUUAACUGGGCAAGGUUAACAGGUCUCAAAGUAUGGAUAGAUCUGCACGGUGCCCCUGGAAGUCAGAAUGGCUUUGAUAACAGCGGCCAUUUUGUUUCCAAGCCGCUGUGGCAAUCUUCUAACAAAGUUAACGUCACUCUAAAUAUUCUUCAUAAUAUUACAGUAAAAUAUACGCAGCCAGAGUAUCAGGAUGUUGUAGUUGGAAUUGAGCUUCUUAAUGAGCCUCUUGGGCCAGAGUUGAGCCUUGAUUCACUGAAGAAAUUUUACCGAGAUGCUUUUAAUGAUAUUCGCGCUGUUAGCCAAACUACAGUCAUCUUGCAUGAUGCGUUCAUGCAGCCAAAAUUCUGGAAUGGAUUUCUAAGCGUAUCAGAUAAUGACUCGCAUAGCGUCGUAAUUGACCACCACGAAUAUCAAGUCUUUACAAAUGAAUUAGUAGCCCUACAGCCUCAUCAGCAUCAACAACUUGCUUGUGAUAAUGCUGUUUCUUACUCUGAAGGUUCUGAUAAGUGGAUAGUGGUGGGCGAAUGGACUGCAGCAAUGACGGAUUGUGCUGUUUGGCUUAAUGGCUACCAUGUUGGUUCUCGCUACGAUGGGUCUUAUCCUGGUUCUUCGUACGUUGGUAGCUGUGAAGAUAAAAAAGAGAUCAAGAACUGGAAUGAGACAUAUCGCCGGAACAUGCGUAGUUACAUCGAAGCCCAACUCUCCGCUUUCGAGACUUAUACUCAGGGCUGGAUAUUUUGGAACUUCAAAACUCAAGGUGCUCACGAAUGGGAUGCGUUCGCACUCCUAGAUGCAGGUAUAUUUCCACAGCCGUUAGAGGGGGUAAAAUCUUCAACGGCGUGUCCAAAGUGA
Blumeria graminis f. sp. triticale is the source of this 1260-nucleotide messenger RNA. NCBI's taxonomy places the organism in Eukaryota, Fungi, Ascomycota, Leotiomycetes, Helotiales, Erysiphaceae. The record is from the annotation of a GenBank genome assembly.